Molecule: messenger RNA, 567 nt
Organism: Colletotrichum graminicola M1.001
Lineage: Eukaryota; Fungi; Ascomycota; Sordariomycetes; Glomerellales; Glomerellaceae
Exons: 2
Coding region: 1-567 (188 amino acids)
Molecular function (GO): protein binding
Source: RefSeq, a predicted model, not a curated record
AUGAUGGCUGAGCGGUUGGACAACUUCCCAUUUCUGGACUACGCGGCAAAAUACUGGGGAGCUGACCUCCAAGAGUCUCAAGUCGAGGAUUUCUGGGGAUAUGUCAACCGCUUUUUGUCAAACAAAGCUGCCAUCAACGUAGCAAGUCAGGUCUGGAGCCUCCCUCGUUACAGAUACGCAUAUUGGAGCAACGAGUUCCCGAAAUAUGUCCCUGCGAUAGUCCUCGCGGCUUCAUCCAAAAUACCCAUCGUAUUAGAAAGACUCGUGGGGCAAGGAGAAGGCGUAGAAGGCUGUGGCAGCGACAGGGAAACCGCGCUCAUCAAGUCAGCUCGCCUCGGGCACGAGGAGAACAUCAAGGCACUGAUACGGCUCGGGGCUGACGUCGCUGCUACUGAUAUAGCCGGCGAAACCGCAAUCGUUGUUGCAACUCUCGCUGGCAAGUCAUCUGCAGUAAAAGCCUUGAUCGAUGGAGGUGCCAACGUAAACACGGUCACGGGCACGGCAGGCUGGUCUCUCCUUAUAACUAGAAGAGGCACCAACUACUGGGAUGGCGGAGUUCGGAAGUAG